CAAAGCUUUUGGAUCAACUAAACAUUACCAAGGUGCGUUGGCAUCGUUAGUGUCAGUGGUGUCAUAUUGUGAAUUCCUGUCGUGUGGGUACAAAUUAAAAUGGAUUUAGACGAUAUUGAAAUCAACGAAAAUGAGCAGCCGAUAUUCACGUGCAAGGCCCACGUGUUCCAUAUAGACCCGAAGACCAAGCGAUCAUGGAUGUCGGCCAGUUCUGCAGCCGUCUCCGUUUCCUUCUUCUACGAUUCCUCGAGAAAUCUCUACCGCAUCAUCAGCGUUGAAGGAACUAAGGGCCGCAUACGAGCGGACUACCUGAUGGCGGUGAUCAACAGUACGAUAACGGCGAACAUGACCUUCACGAAGACUUCCCAGAAGUUUGGUCAGUGGAGUGAUGUUAGAGCCAACACUGUCUAUGGACUUGGGUUUGCAUCCGAACCGGAGCUUGGCAAGUUCAUAGAAAAGUUCCAAGAGGUUAAAGAAGCGAUUCAAGCGCAACAAUGUGGCGCUACGGGUGGCAAGUCGGUGACGAAUGGUAACAGUGGCGCCGCCACGCCGGUGGCUAGUGCUACAGCCAGCCCACUGUUGGCUGGCAGAGCUACUGGUGGUGACGAGCCACCGCCCGCCGUCUCGCCUGCUCAAGCCCUGGGAGGUGGGUACGCCACAGUAGGACGAGCGCCCCGCGGCCCCCUGGCUUCGGCCGGUGCUCCAGCCGUCAUCGACCCUCCUCCCGCCGAUUCCUCCGAGCAACAACUUCGGUACGAGAACGACAGACUCAAGCUUGCACUCGCACAGAGGUAA
Messenger RNA from Spodoptera exigua (beet armyworm), 795 nucleotides. Lineage: Eukaryota; Metazoa; Arthropoda; Insecta; Lepidoptera; Noctuidae. The record is from the annotation of a GenBank genome assembly.